AUGAGUACAAAGUACGACCUCCAAUUCAAAGGUAUCUCGCACUUACCAGGCGAUGACGGCUUAAAGUUUCACACCCUGAUGAAGACGACCAGUGAUUUUAUAUUGAACACUAUGUCUCAACUUAACGAAGAUUACAAGAAAGUGGAUGUUGAAGGGACGAUCCAGAGUAUUCACAACUCGACCAUCCUUGCGGACAUUGCGCAAAUCACACAAUAUGGCGAGCAAGAGACAAACCUAAUACAAAUCAUGGAAGACCGGAAACCGAGUUUCGACAUUCUGGAUAAGAUCGACAAAGAGAAAGCGACUCUCCGGAUUAUCUAUGACAACAUGAAUAACAUCGAACAGCUCCGAGAUUUCUGUUCCCGAGUUGUCGACUUUAUCACCGCUGUUUCUGAUAUUCUGAAGAACGUCGACUUGUGGAAUUGUAAGUACGCUGUCUCGUAUUUAGAGAAGCUCAAAUUGUUCAUCAAGACGAUGGUUGAAUACAAGAAGUCGAAUUCGGGAAGAACCGUCAUCAUGUCGGAGAUCAUUCACACGAAGAAGAAUGGCGAUUUAAUGGUCAAUGCGGUAUACAAUUUCAUGACAAACAGAGCAUCAAAUUAUGGGAAAGAUGAAGGGGAAGUGAACAUCACUGCACUCUCCAUUAAGACGGGCUUCGAUCAGUUAUACGCCUUUGUUGUUGGUACUGCGGACGUGACCAAAGUGAAAGAGUUCAAAACAGCGUUGGACAAAGCUGAGGAGUUUCUUAACAAGGAAUUUCCAUUUGGUGUUGUUGUGAAUGUAGAGAAGAAGGACGUCGCCGAACAAGCUAUGUUGCAACUCGAGAACGCUAAAACACAAGACGAGAAGGACAAAGCUUCUAUCUUAUUAAUGAACGAAUUGGACAACAGAGCCGAGUUCACUAAAGACGAAAAGAAGAAGAAGAUCUUAGCCAAAGUCUCAUCCGGUAAAAAACAGAAGAAAAAUAAUUACAAGGAAUUACUCGUCGCCGCUCGAAAACUCGCUAACAACGUCGACGAACUGAAAGAAGUCGUUUAUAGUACUGACGUCGUCUCCUGUAUUGAUGCAGUCUCCCUCACACAAAUUAGAGACGAAAUGCUUGGGACUAAAUAA
Entamoeba invadens IP1 is the source of this 1113-nucleotide messenger RNA. RefSeq lists its product as hypothetical. The record is from RefSeq and is a predicted model, not a curated record. Bases 1 to 1113 code for a protein of 370 amino acids. Lineage: Eukaryota; Evosea; Mastigamoebida; Endamoebidae. The transcript has a single exon.